UUCGUGAACCAUUGAGGGGACCCUCCUUUCCCUGAUGCUCGACUGCCAGGUGCAGGCCUGGCCCUCCAGGCCUCUGGGGACAGGCCUCCUGGCUGGGAGGCCUCUUCUGUAGGGGCGGGGCGGUUGGGCCAGCUGCUGAUCCCCUCCUUCUGCCUGUCCUUCCAUCUGCCACCCUCCACCCUCCACCCCUGCGGGGCCCUGGUUGCCAUGGAACCUCAUUAAUCAGGCAGGCAGACCCCUGAGCCUGUGGGGAAGGACUGGGUGGGCUGGGCCUCUGGGAGCUGAAAGGAAGUUCCCAGUGCUAGGAGAGAGUGAAAGUGUUCCAGGGAGAUCCCUCCAUAAAGUCCUUCAUGAUCCUUGACUGGCAGGAGGCUCAAGGCCCACAGACAGUGGGGGGCCCAGAAGAAGCAGCUGAGUUAUAGUGGGAGCAGGGAGUGAAGCCUGGAGCUUGGGCCUGUGGGCUGCAGGGCAGGGUGUGCAGACCAGUUUGACUGGUGCAGUGGGUGAAGGUGGGGCUAGCCUGGCAAGAUGGGGUCCCGGUAGGGGACUGGGUGCAAGUGGGAGGGGCAAGGAGGGAGAAGUUGCUUUGCAGCUGAUGGGGGAUGUGGGUGGCAGCUGGUCCCUGAGGCAUCCUGAGAAGCCUCCCUCACCCCCUUUGGCCACAUGCCCAGUGUGGCCUUCCUUCCGAAAUCACCAAGAUGCUAAUAAUAAUAACAAUGAAGCCACUAUUGUUUUGAGGAUGUUUUUUGUGCCAGGCUCUGUGCCAAGCACUUUACCCAAUUAGCAUGUUUAACCCUGUCAGCAACCUUUCCCUUUUCCAGAUAGGGAAGCUGAGGCCUAGAGAUGUUCGAGCCUUCACUAGUCAUUCAUCUAAAGUGGUGGGACCAGUCCAAAUAUCCUGAGGUGUUGACCACAGGGAUGCCUUGCAGAUGUCUCCUGGAGAUGCUCAGAGGAGUGGAAGAAAGCCCAGAAAGGUUCCUAAUGAGUGAGCAGGAGAGGGGUUGUACCCAGGUGAAACGGAGGUUGGACCUUGAAACUGACCAUCAGUACCUGGCUGAGAGCAGUGGGCCAGUCCGGGGCAGAGGCCGCCACCCAGGAAAAGGUGUGAAAUCCCCAGGGGAGAAGUCACGCUAUGAGACAUCACUGAAUCUGACCACCAAACGCUUCCUGGAGCUGCUAAGCCGCUCAGCUGAUGGUGUUGUGGACCUGAACUGGGCAGCAGAGGUGCUGAAGGUGCAGAAACGGCGCAUCUACGACAUCACCAAUGUCCUCGAGGGUAUCCAGCUCAUUGCCAAGAAGUCUAAGAACCACAUCCAAUGGCUAGGCAGCCACGCCACGGUGGGACUCGGUGGGAGGCUCGAAGGGCUGACUCAGGACCUCCAGCAGCUACAGGAAAGCGAGCAACAGCUGGAUCACCUGAUGCACAUCUGUACCACGCAACUGCAGCUGCUUUCCGAGGACUCUGACACCCAGCGCCUGGCUUACGUGACCUGCCAGGACCUUCGAAGCAUCGCUGAUCCUGCAGAGCAGAUGGUCAUGGUGAUCAAGGCCCCUCCUGAGACCCAGCUCCAAGCCGUGGACUCUUCAGAGAACUUUCAGAUCUCCCUUAAGAGCAAACAAGGCCCCAUCGAUGUUUUCCUGUGCCCUGAGGAGAGCACGGGUGGGAACAGCCCUGGGAAGACCUCAUCCCUGGGGGCAGCUUCUGGGGAGGAGGACAGGGCGGCUGAUCCAGACACCACAGUGCCACCACCAUCAUCUCCCCCCUCAUCUCCCACCACGGAUCCUGACCAGUCCCUGCUCAGCCUGGAGCAAGAACCGCUGCUGUCCCGGAUGGGUGGUCUACGAGCCCCCGUGGACGAGGACCGCCUAUCCCCGCUGGUGGCGGCUGACUCGCUCCUGGAGCACGUGCGGGAGGACUUCGGCCUUCUCCCCGAGGAGUUCAUCAGCCUUUCCCCUCCACACGAGGCUCUUGACUACCACUUCGGCCUUGAGGAGGGCGAGGGCAUCAGAGACCUCUUCGACUGUGACUUUGGGGACCUCACCCCCCUGGAUUUCUGACGGGGCCUGGGGGGGGCUCAGGGCCUCUUGAGAUCCCCCCCCCCGCAUCUUUGCAGCCCUGGAGCCCUCUGCCCAUCUGCCCAGCCUGAUUGGAAACAGUCUAAUUUAUACCCCCUCUCCUGUGUCCAGAAGCUUCUAGCUCUGGGGUCUGGCUACCGCCUGGAGGCUGAGCAAGCCAGGAAGGGAAGGAUUCUGUGUUUGUGGUGUGUAUGUGCAUGCACCCAGCACGCCCCACGAGUGUACCUGGGGUGAGUGGUGUGUGAGCAUGUAUGUGUGCAUGUACCGGAGAAUGAAGGUGAACACAUCUGUGUGUGCACUGCAGACACGCCCCAGUGUGUCCACGUGUGUGUGCGUGCGUUCAUGUGUGCUCUGGGGGGCUCUAACUGCACUUUUGGUCUCCUUGCUCCAGGGGCCCCAUGAGGCCCAGGGUGGCCGCCUGCCCCCAAAAUCCUGCACACUGACUGGGUCAGGCGGGGAGCCUUGGCCAUCUGGGUUUGCAGGUCAGCGAGAGCACUUCUGUCUUAAAGGUUUUUCUGAUCGAAGCUUUAAUGGAGCGUUAUUUAUUUAUCAAGGCCUCCUUGGCAAGCCUGGGGAUCCAGCAAAGGGUAGGAGGGAUGUAGGGCUGAACCCCAGCUCCUCCAUACCUGAGCUGUACUUUCAUCCCACCUGGAAGGAGCUGAGGCCUGAGCGAUUUAUUUAUUGGGAAAGUGAGGGAGGGAGACAGACUGACAGCCAUGGGUGGAUGGAGGGAUGGCCCCUUGCUAGGGGUCACGUCAGGGCCCCACCUGGCCCCAGGAUGGAUGUGAGAUGGAAGAGGUGAGUGGGGGACCUUCACUGAUGGGGUGCAGAAGGGGUGGAGGAGGGGCCUCCCCUGCCAAACCACAGGGGCCCUCCUGUGUGUUUGAAGGGCCCCUCCACUUACUGCUCUGCCCACCCUCCAAUCUGCACUUUGAUUUGCUUCCUAACAGCUCUGUUCCCUCCUGCUUUGAUUUUAAUAAAUAUUUUGAUGAUGUUUGGACUAGG
Tupaia belangeri chinensis (Chinese tree shrew) is the source of this 3081-nucleotide messenger RNA. It is a transcript of the gene E2F1, whose product is annotated as E2F transcription factor 1. The transcript is spliced from 7 exons. Gene Ontology annotation, molecular function: DNA-binding transcription factor activity, RNA polymerase II-specific; RNA polymerase II cis-regulatory region sequence-specific DNA binding; protein dimerization activity. NCBI's taxonomy places the organism in Eukaryota, Metazoa, Chordata, Mammalia, Scandentia, Tupaiidae. Gene Ontology annotation, cellular component: Rb-E2F complex. The coding region runs from base 844 to 2058 and encodes 404 amino acids. Gene Ontology annotation, biological process: regulation of transcription by RNA polymerase II. The record is from RefSeq and is a predicted model, not a curated record.